AUGAACCAACAGCAGCAGAACUACAUGGACGCGCACCAUUCUAUGUCAACUGGUCAGCAAUAUGCACCUCAUGCAAGUACUGCAGCGGUGGGAAAUGCGUCCGCACAGCAAUUUGUUGGCUCACCAGCUGGUGCGCCUUCUACAGGCUAUCAGCACCAACAGCAGCAUGAUCCGACCGGCCAAGUGGCUCCAGCGGGGAUGAAGCCUCGCGUAACAGCGACAUUGUGGGAAGAUGAAGGCUGCAUGUGCUUUCAAGUUGAGACCAAAGGGGUAUGCGUGGCUAGACGAGAUGAUAAUCAUAUGAUCAAUGGUACGAAGCUUCUGAACGUCGCUGGCAUGACUAGAGGCCGCCGCGAUGGAAUAUUGAAGAGUGAGAAGACGCGUCAUGUCGUCAAGAUUGGGCCCAUGCACCUCAAAGGCGUCUGGAUACCCUUUGAUCGUGCACUAGAUUUCGCGAAUAAAGAAAAGAUCACCGAGCAAUUGUACCCUCUGUUUGUGCACAACAUUGGGGCCUUGCUCUAUCAUCCUACAAAUCAGAAUCGGACGUCUGCCGUAAUGGCUGCUACACAACAACAAGACCGUCGUAGAAGCGACAAGAUGCAGGGUGGGAUACCCUCUACAACGCAGCCGCCAUCGUUAACUCACCAUCAUUCGAUGAAUAGCUCAAGCGGGAAUCCACAGCCCACCUCAAUAGCGCCAAACCCUUCGUCAGGAGGCCGACCGACCAUUGAGAGGGCGCACACAUUCCCAACCCCUCCAACCAGCGCUUCCGGCACAAUGACGAGCAUGGGAUCUCAACAAGGCUCGUAUGAUUGGACAAAUAGCAGUAUAAGCGGGAGUGGACAAAGCAUUGCCAUCGAAAAUCAUCCUCAGUCUACUCCUGCCACACCCGCUACAACACCCCCAGGCUCGACUUUACCAAGCUUACAGCCAUAUCAAAGCCAACAACAUAUGUAUGGUGGCCACGCGGGCUCGCACGGCCAGUUUCCGUCUCAACAGCAGAGCCUCGCUCGAACCGGAUCUCUUCAGUCCAACAUGUACACAAAACAAGAAAUGGGGCCUCCUUCAACACGCGUCUCGGGCUCUAGGCCCGAAAGUGAGCCUGGUGAUAUGAAGCUUGAUCACUACGGACAAGGCCAGGCGAAUGAUACCACGCAAGACGCAGAAGCAGAGCAUGAGCAGGACUCUGACUACCCACAAAGCAAUGCUCCAGCAUACACUUCCCAUCGUAACUCUUUUGAUACCUCUUAUCACACAGCGGCAAAUCUAGCGUCGUAUAAUGACAAUGCUCAGAUUGCGUCUGAUGUGAAUGGCACAUCAACCAUCAACGGUGGUUCGGGUCGGGCCACCCCACGAACAUCACAGUCCCAGUGGACAGCAGGCUAUCACACACCACCUCGAGCAGCUCCAUCUAGCAGCUUAUACAAUCCAACUAGCGACGCCAGAGGCACCUUGGCUAAUGGCAACACUAACGCAGAUGGCUUUGUCCCAGGCCCAUAUGCUCCGACUCAGAUGAAUGGCGUCAAGCGAAUCCGGGAAGACGAUGACAUGGAUUCUACGAAGCGGCGUAAAACGACUGACGGAUUGACCAAUAACUCCAUGAUUAACGGCUCUUUUGAAGGUGAAACGCGUGCUAUCAAUCGAGCACGACCUGCCACCAAGACUGCGCGUGCGAGAUAA
This is a messenger RNA of Bacidia gigantensis, 1680 nucleotides long. RefSeq lists its product as uncharacterized. The record is from RefSeq and is a predicted model, not a curated record. Gene Ontology annotation, molecular function: DNA-binding transcription factor activity; sequence-specific DNA binding. Gene Ontology annotation, cellular component: nucleus. Gene Ontology annotation, biological process: positive regulation of transcription by RNA polymerase II. The coding region runs from base 1 to 1680 and encodes 559 amino acids. NCBI's taxonomy places the organism in Eukaryota, Fungi, Ascomycota, Lecanoromycetes, Lecanorales, Ramalinaceae. The transcript is spliced from 4 exons.